CCUCCAGCUGGUCCCAGCCCAGACCGCUCCAGGAACGAUGAAGACAUACGCCGUGGUUUUGGUGAUGAAUCUGCUGGUGUUGUAUGUGAGUUUGGCACAGACAGGCGGGCUCCGGAGCACUCAGAGGACAGGGAACCUGGAAAAGUGGGAGAGGGACGUGAGGUCGGCCUCAAGCCUGGAGGAGUUGCUGAUGCUCACAGACUUUCCCGACUGGAAGCUCUGGAAGUGCCGCCUCAAGCUGAGGAACCUCGAGACGCCCGCGAGCACGGACUCGCGUCGAUCCACUCGCUACGCGGCCGCUGCUGCGACCUACAACCUGGAGAUCCUGCAAGCAAUUGAUGAGGAGUGGCAGAAGACCCAGUGCAUGCCCAGGGAGACGUGUGUGGAUGUAGCCAAGGAGCUGGGCACCCAUACCAGCAUGUUCUUCAAACCGCCAUGCGUGUCCGUCUUUAGGUGCAGCGGCUGUUGCAACAAGGAGGGUGUAUCAUGCAAAAACACAAGCAUGACUUAUGUGAACAAAACUCUCUUGACGGUGAUACCGUUUAAAUAUGGACCAGAGCCAGUGCUGAUAAAGGUCGCCAAUCACACAGAGUGCAAGUGCAUGGAGCCCGCACUCAUCCGAAGGCACGUUCCUACCCAGGGGCGAAGCGGGUGCAACCCUGUUCUGCACAGCUCCGGUUCCGAGGGCCCCAGCAGGCUUUGCCCAAGUGGGCAGAUAUGGGACUGUACAUCAGACAGAUGUGUUCCAUACCCAUCCAGAAAACACGGUGUGCUCCGCUCAAGAGCGCUGGAAUUUUCUGCCAGUCAUCGGAUGUCUGAUUGUGAAAUUGAUAUCGAUCAGUGUGACUGCGUGGUGAAUAACAGCACCAGGCUCAGACACGCUUGCCGCUUAAAUCCUGCUUCCUGUUCGGAGAAAAGCAGACGGUUCAAUUCAGUCUUGUGCAGCUGCAAGUGACUUUUCCCCUCAGUCUCUACAAGGCUUGAAAGAAGGGUCAAACACAAAGACAGACUGUUUAUUUAUUCAUAGGGCUAUUUAAAUGGUAUUAUGCAUAUUUUAUUACACAGAUUGAUGACUUACAAGAAUAUGACCGUGUUAAAUUAUUUAACACACAUUUGUUGAUUGUGCUGUUAUAUAAAUUGUUCAUAUGAAUGUCAUUUAUGCACUGAAAAAACCUGUAUAUUUCUUAUUAAAGUUAUUUUUAUAAUGCUUCAAGCUUCCCUAUUUAAUUUUGAGUAAAUAAAGUAUUUUUGUUGGUUGCUUGACCUCAGUUGUUUCACCUCUUUCUCACAAUUAAUUGCUAAGCUGAAAUCCUCUUCACGAAAA
This is a messenger RNA of Paramormyrops kingsleyae, 1324 nucleotides long. RefSeq names its product vascular endothelial growth factor D (gene vegfd). Gene Ontology annotation, cellular component: membrane. Lineage: Eukaryota; Metazoa; Chordata; Actinopteri; Osteoglossiformes; Mormyridae. The record is from RefSeq and is a predicted model, not a curated record. Gene Ontology annotation, biological process: positive regulation of mast cell chemotaxis; vascular endothelial growth factor receptor signaling pathway; positive regulation of protein phosphorylation. Gene Ontology annotation, molecular function: growth factor activity; vascular endothelial growth factor receptor binding; chemoattractant activity.